GUUGUGGGCAAAUUUAAAGCUACUUCACUGAGUCAAUUUAUAAAGAAAGAUAGAAAAAGUGGUCACAAAUGCUGUGCAGCAGCUUCUUGUAACAGAAGUGACAAUCGAUCUGACCUACAUGUACAUUUGUAUCAUUUCAUGAGUUUCCAUCAGACACACAACAAAGAAAGAAGUGGGAAAUUUUAAUGAAAAGAGGAGAUAACUUCUUUGCCGCUGUAGGAAACAAGUUCUGUUGUUCAGAACACUUCUUACUGAUGGAUAAUAAACAAAGUCUGACUGGUCUACAUGUAAGACGGGACCUCAAUGCCAUCGGUUUUUCCUUGGACUAA
Molecule: messenger RNA, 329 nt
Organism: Porites lobata
Lineage: Eukaryota; Metazoa; Cnidaria; Anthozoa; Scleractinia; Poritidae
Source: the annotation of a GenBank genome assembly